This is a messenger RNA of Helianthus annuus (common sunflower), 624 nucleotides long. RefSeq lists its product as uncharacterized. NCBI's taxonomy places the organism in Eukaryota, Viridiplantae, Streptophyta, Magnoliopsida, Asterales, Asteraceae. The record is from RefSeq and is a predicted model, not a curated record. The transcript has 2 exons. Bases 1 to 624 code for a protein of 207 amino acids.
AUGUCAGGAACAUCCGGACAAAAUCCGAUAAUAAUACAGAAAGAAGGAAAUUCUCUUUCCCAGUUUCAGUGUCCGAUUCUGAAACCAACAAACUAUACGGUUUGGGCUAUUCGUAUCAAGACGAUUCUUGAAGCGAAUGGUUUGUGGGAAACGAUCGAACCGGUAGAAAAUGCAACGGUAGACACUAAGAAAGACAAGUCUGCAAUUGCAUAUCUGUUUCAAGCAAUACCAGAAGAUGUUGUAUUGCAAGUUGCAAGUUGUAAGACUGCAAAGGAAAUUUGGGAUAAUCUAAAGGUUAGACACGUUGGUGUUGAUCGGGUACAAAAGGCGCGUAUGCACACGCUAUUAUCAGAAUUUGAAUUAUUGCAAAUGAAGGAUGACGACACUAUUGAUUCAUUUACCGCAAAGAUUAAUAGUAUCGUUACCCGGGCAACUGAAGUAGGAACGACAUUGAGUCAACCGACUCUAGUACGCAAACUUCUAAAUGGCAUACCGGAUAAGUUUACUCAAAUCGUUGCCUCCAUGGAACAAUACUCCGAUCUGGAAACUAUGACGCUAGAAGAAGCGGUCGGAAGGUUAAAGACAUAUGAAGAACGACUCAGAAAUCUUGUUAACAUCUACUGA